GAAAUUUUCAACAUCAUGAGGUAACAUAUGGACGGUAUAGAAACCGAACCAUGAUAUAUAAAGUCAUAUCGACACUUACAACCCUUCAUUUUAAGGGUACUUCAAAACAAAAUUAGGAGCACAUAUUCAUCAUUUAAAUUAUAACAAGUAUUAUGAUAGAAAACUGACAUUGCUGAUUAUGAAAGAUUUUUACUAUACAUAAAAUAUCGCAUAUUUAUGAUAAAAUAGGUUUUAAGCAUCUUUCCAUUUUAUUAUACGUUCGAAAACGAGUAUGGUAAAUGAGUGCCUUAAGAGAUCAAGAUCCCGAUUACGGGCCAUCCGCUGCAAAUAAUGAAAAACAUCAACGAAUUUACGAAGAAAAUGCACGAAGUAGUACUGCAAGAAAAAUAACAGCUAUUAUUGAAAAAGAAUUUUCUCAAGAAAUUAAUACAAAAGAAAAGGAAGUUCUAGAGAUACAAAACAGAUUACACAGGGCAUCAAAAGUCCUUCAUCUCUUGCGUUAUGUCAUUGUAGCUGAUUUUUAUAAUCGCAAACAAUGUCAGAAUUCACAAAAUGGAGAAGCAAAGCAAACUCAGAUUCAUCCUGCAAUAAAACAAUUGAUUGGUAAAACACCAAAGUCAUCUGACAAUUCAAUUAUUCCCAUAUCAGCAUCAACCAGUGAAAGUUGUUUCACAGCACCACAAUUAACUUCAAUAUUUCCAUGUAAUAUUACUAACAGUGGUACAGUAAAAACAGAACAAACUUCUGAGAAUUGUCGAUUAGAGAAAAGGAGCAAUGAAACAGAUGAAGAGUCGCGACCAAAGAAAAUUCCUCGAUAUAUUCCACCAAACAGCGGAGUCCUGGAAUCUCAAUGUCCAUCAAGAGGAAUUAGACACAAAGUGAGAAAGCGUAUAAUUAUUGGAAAUAUUUCAAAAUGGAUUCCUCCUGAGUGGAGAGAAGAUGCAGCUAGUCACAAGUGGACAAUGUAUGUUAGAGGAAAUAAAGAGAAUCCUGAUAUCAAUGAUUUUGUUAACAAAGUCCGAUUCUUUCUACAUCCUAGUUAUAGACCUAAUGAUGUUGUGGAAGUUACAUCAGCACCAUUUUGUCUUUCACGACGUGGUUGGGGUGAAUUCCCGCUAAGAGUACAACUGCAUUUUAAAAGUGCUCUGAAUAAACCUAUGGAUAUAAUUCAUUAUUUGAAGUUAGAUCGCACUUACACUGGUCUACAAACUUUAGGAUCUGAGACACUCGUCGAUAUAUGGAUCUAUGCAGAUUCCCGAAAUUGUAAACGAAAUACAAAUAGGCUUACUGAUUAUGACUUUAAUGACAGCGAACAUAAUUGUAAGGUGAAAUUAGAAAAUGAUGAAGACGAUAAUCUCAUAUGUGAUCUCAUGAGUAAUAGCAUAAAUGAAACAUUAAAUAUAACAGAUAAGAACUGCGAUGAUUUAGUGAAAAAAGAAUCCCCAAAAGAUAUAAAAAUUAACAAAGAUUUAAUAAAUGUGAGAAGACUGUUAUUUUACAUAGAACUUGAUCAUGACUAUUGUGGUUCAAAGUACUUGAAUAAUUCUGAAAGAAAUUUAACUAUUGAUCAUUCAUUAACAAUAUCAACUGAUUCAUCCUUAAAUAAGAUUGACACAGUAAAUUGUCAGCAGAAAGAAAACGUACAGGAGGUUCUUGAAACUAAUAAUAUAAUAACAAAUGAAUAUUUAUUAAAUGGAGAUUUAAAUAACUUAAAAAUAAAAGAAGAAUUAACUAACAUACCUUUGUUAAAUGAAGCUAGUCGAAUCACGUCGAAAGUACUUCCACUGAGUUGUUCCAAAGUUCAUCCAAAUCUUCGUCCUUUGAAAAUUUCCAUUCCUCCAUUGUUUGAACCAUCUGGAAAUAAACAUGUCUUAGUUCUUCAAAACAAUAAAACAAUUCCUGUGGAUAUUGCAGUUCCAUGUACGGAUGAUCGUAAUCGUAAUACUAAUAGCGAUUCAGUAAAAUCAAAGAUAAAUUUAACUGCUUCACGCGGUGUUAGUUUAUUGAAGAAACCCUUCGAUUCAGAAACUACAAUCCAAGUACGAAAUCCUAAAGUACAACAGGGAUUAAAAUUUCAAGUUUCUAAAAGUAUUCUCCUAAAUGUAAAUUCCAAUGUACCAGUACUAAAAAUAGCAGAAAAAAAGAACUCAUUUAAUGAUCUUUUCUCUCAUUUUGAAAAAGAAUCAACUACUGAACAAAUGUUAAAAUCAAACAAUCAAGAAUUAAAAGAAUUCAAGUCAUCACGUCAAAAAAUCACUUUAGGCAAGGAUAAAUACAAGCUUCAAAGUAAAAAGGAAUUUUACGACGAGGUUUUCCGAGCAAUUGAGACUGCAAAUAUUCUAAAUAUUCAAGGCCUACUGCGUUUUAUUGUUAGAAGAAUGCCUAUGAUAACUCGAGAUGCUUCUGACUCUGACUACAGACGACUUCAUCCUUAUGCUUGUACGAGCGAAGAAGAAUUCUUUAGCUAUACUGUUGCAAAACGAAAUGCUUGUGAAUGGAAUCGAGCAAGAAUGAUACGAUACUUUCUGAAGAAAAGACCAUUCACAGAGGAUGAAUUAUGGACUAUUAAGGAAAUAAUGAUUUGGACAAGGUUGCAUGGUUAUACGCCUCUUUGUCCGAAUUUGAAUAUUCGGUCAAUAAAACAGCAGAAAAGUUUACCCGAUUCUGCAAGUAUCACGAACGUUUCUACGUGUACAGAACCUGAUGCUUUUUGCAAAUGGCUACAAAUUUAUCCAGCUCAAUCAAAUGAUUAUUUGUGUGACUAUAAUUCACAUUACUUCAAUGAGUUGGACAUUGAGAUUGAUGUUGUAAAUAUUGAUAUUGCAUUAGAAAAUAAGAAAAGACUACAGAAAAGAAAAGAAAAUAAGGAGUUUGCAAAUACAAAAAUCAUAGUAUUGGAACUUGAGACAAAAUUAGUACCAUUUUAUGAUUUCGUCUGUGAAAUUGCCAGAGAAAUUGGCAUUAAACUAAUUUCUGAAGAAAUUGUACCCACUGUCGUACAUUGUGCUGCAGGUCGAAUGAUAAUGCGGGCUGUUGAAUGCCUUGUAGAAGAUUUAGUCAGAAUGUCUUUGGCAAAAGCUUGGGAAAGAUGUAGUGACAAUGGAUAUCCAAAGGUCAUCAUUUUGGACGAUGUACGUGGAGCUCUUUCAAAUCGCGAAGAAUUUGAUAUUUUUACAAAUCACGGAUUAGGCUCAAAGUAUCGAUUAACAGUUAUGGAUUAGUUCGAACUGAGAAGUUUAAUUACGGCUAAAAGAAUAUUUAUCAAAAAAAUAGAAAGUUUCUGCCAUAUUUAAGUAAUAUAUGUCAACUGCAACAAUACGCUCCAAUAUAGUUCCGAAAUCGGAAGCC
This is a messenger RNA of Eufriesea mexicana, 3348 nucleotides long. It is a transcript of the gene D12, whose product is annotated as YEATS domain containing 2 homolog D12. The record is from RefSeq and is a predicted model, not a curated record. Lineage: Eukaryota; Metazoa; Arthropoda; Insecta; Hymenoptera; Apidae. The transcript has 5 exons. Gene Ontology annotation, biological process: regulation of DNA-templated transcription. The coding region runs from base 279 to 3221 and encodes 980 amino acids.